UCCCCGGGGAGCACUUCCGGUGGCGUUUCCUGUGUUUGUAAACUGAGAUCACGAAGUCGUUUUUAAGACAGAGAGAAAACAAACGAAACCAAACCCAGUUGUGGCCGCUGGGUUCCUGCCAGAUGACUGGGGUGGAUGAAGUGUUAAUCCAAGCAGAGCAGCCUGAUCGAGGGGCCCCAGUGGCACAGCGCUCCCCGUAACGCACGCCGGCCCGCACCGAUGGCCCAUUUACCAGGCAGCGCGGUGAGGGAUCACAUGAAAUGGGCGGGGUUGCUGGGGUGCGAGGCCGUCCUCUCCAGCAUGGCUCUCAUGCAGGCCAGCUCCAUGGCGGGCCAGAAGAAGAUGAUGUCUCAGAUGUCCCACAGCAGCAGUGGGGGAGGAGGGGCGUCUCACAGGGACAGCGGGGACAGAGGACACAGCCACACCCACUCUCACAGUCACAAUCACAUGGUCAUGCCUGCAGCACUCAGCUGCCCCCCACUGGUGAUCCGGAAGGAAGGAGAUUUCCACGCUGCCCGGAUUCUGGAAGACAAAAUCCCGCAGGAGUCGGAGGAGCAGCAGCAGCUGAAGAAGAAAAACCGGAAGUCCGGGACGCCCUGCAAAGUGGUUGCGGUGGAUGAGAACGGGGACUGUCCGUUGAAAGUUCUGAAAAACUUCAUUUGUGAUCAUUGCUAUGGAGCCUUCCGCAGCAGCUAUCACCUGAAGAGACACAUUCUAACACACACAGGAGAGAAACCAUUUGCGUGUGACGUCUGUGACAUGCGCUUCAUCCAGCGCUAUCACCUGGAUCGGCACAAACGCGUCCACAGCGGAGAGAAACCGUACCAGUGCGACCGCUGUCAGCAGAACUUCUCCCGGACGGACAGGCUGCUGAGGCACCGGCGGCUGUGCCAGGGAAGCGCGGUGAAGAUGGAAGCACAGGCUUGCUGUGAGAGCAGAGCCUACUCUCAGGACCAGAGCUCCCCCGGCUCAGUGUGGAGCCCCAUGACGCAGGCAGCCUCCAGCAGACUCGCUGUCUGAGCAGGGAGGCACCGUGGGAUCACAGCGUUCCCUUGCCUUGGAGUGCCUGGAGUCACCGGGUCAGAGCUGCACUGUGGCUUGGCUCUCUUAAGAGUGAUCUGGACAUGUCAUGUUUUCUUAACACCCCCCACCCCACCCAGUUAUUGUUAUUUUUUAAAAACAAAAAUGUUUUUAUUGUGGUACAGUUCUCCAAUGUGUGUUUUUAAAUGCUUUAUUUUUUAAAAAUCUUUUUUUUUGUUGUUGUUGUUGUGUAUUAAAGGGGACGGGUGGGAGCGAGAGGGGUCCAGAACGGGUGGGGUUAGUUGAUUUUAUAGUUCAUGAAUUUUUUACACAAAGGGUAUUCGGAAAAUUCAGGUGGCUGUAUGGAAGUGCAUUGCGCCAUUGCGGAAAGCUCCUGGGUUAAUUUUUCUUUUAUAUAAACGGGAACUUUUGUUAUACUUCACCCUUUCUUUUCUAAUAGAACAAUAUAGUUCAUGGUUCUGAGUGUUUUUAUAAGUAGUUAUAAAUUGUUUCCUCACAAGCCCAAGUUCAAAAACUCGAAAAAGGUGUUUCUUGCAAAAAUGAUGAAGCAAAAAGAUUCAAUAAAUCUACCACUUCUAGUGGCAGCAGGAUAUUGUCUAAUUGCCUAACAGACUUCAUGGGCGGGUCUGAACUAGCAGAAACCACCUUUGGAGAAUGUAAACCAAAUGGGUGGUCAACAAGGUCUUCCUCCUUUCUGUGGAAGCAGAAACGCUUAAGAAUGUAGUUACACCAAGAAAUUAUAUUUUUCAGUAGAAAACUAACCUUGCUUUAAGAAGGCAGUGUUUAACACUCACACAAGUUCACUAAAUUCUGCAAACUUUUCUGCAGGCUGGUUAUCAUUCGUACAAAACUGGAAACUGUCACAACACUGAAGAGAACAGAUUGAGAUGUAAAAAGCUAUUCCUGGUGGGUGCGAGUUCUCUUUUUGUAGCUGAAAACGACACAGUAUUGAGAUCCCAGGAUAUUGCCCUGUUGCUGGUGCUUUCGAUCAUUUCUUUUACUGUGUGUUCCUCCAAGCACAGUCCACCUGGUUGCUCUCAUAACCAGCACUGUCCUUUAAUUUUUUAGGGUUCAGAGUACCUCGUAAACAGCAAACUGAUGUAGCAUCGCUGUUUUGAGAAGUAGCCUACAGAGGGAAACUUCAGUCUGUGCCUGUCUAGUUUAGCUGUCAGAUAUUCUAUUAUUAUUAUUAUUAUUAUUAUUUUAUUAUUAUUAUUAUUAUUUUUUUAUUUUUUUUUAGCUGUUUAAUAGUCUUGCAUGUCAAGCCUUGAACCUUUCGAUUUAGUUCGAAGGACCCCCCCUCUGUGUUCAUUUAUUUUGUGUAGUUUUUAUUAAAAAAAACAACAUUUUUUUGUAUUAAAAAAAGUCUCCUCACUCUCUCUGUUUAGUUUGUAUGUAGUGCAGGGCUGUCAAUAAGCUAAAUAAAAGAUUUUAUUACGAUCUUUCUGCUGUACAGAUUAA
Polyodon spathula (Mississippi paddlefish) is the source of this 2502-nucleotide messenger RNA. It is a transcript of the gene znf740b, whose product is annotated as zinc finger protein 740b. NCBI's taxonomy places the organism in Eukaryota, Metazoa, Chordata, Actinopteri, Acipenseriformes, Polyodontidae. Bases 220 to 1020 code for a protein of 266 amino acids. Gene Ontology annotation, cellular component: nucleus. The record is from RefSeq and is a predicted model, not a curated record. The transcript is spliced from 7 exons. Gene Ontology annotation, molecular function: DNA-binding transcription factor activity, RNA polymerase II-specific; RNA polymerase II cis-regulatory region sequence-specific DNA binding. Gene Ontology annotation, biological process: regulation of transcription by RNA polymerase II.